This is a messenger RNA of Oncorhynchus nerka (sockeye salmon), 1098 nucleotides long. Its product is annotated as trafficking kinesin-binding protein 2-like. The annotation marks the transcript as partial. Lineage: Eukaryota; Metazoa; Chordata; Actinopteri; Salmoniformes; Salmonidae. Gene Ontology annotation, molecular function: myosin binding; GABA receptor binding. Gene Ontology annotation, biological process: neurogenesis; mitochondrion distribution; protein targeting. The record is from RefSeq and is a predicted model, not a curated record. The transcript has 3 exons. Gene Ontology annotation, cellular component: cytoplasmic vesicle; dendrite; mitochondrion.
CUCUAACUCCUCUUCUCUAACUCCUCUUCUCUAACUCCUCUUCUCUAACUCCUCUUCUCUAACUCCUCUUCUCUAACUCCCCUUCUCUAACUCCCCUCUUCUCUAACUCCCCUCCUCUCUAACUCCCCUCCUCUCUAACUCCCCUCCUCUCUAACUCCCCUCCUCUCUAACUCCCCUCCUCUCUAACUCCCCUCCUCUAACUCCUCUUCUCUAAAUCCCCUCCUCUCUAACUCCCCUCCUCUAACUCCUCUUCUCUAACUCCUCUUCUUUAACUCCCCUCCUCUAACUCCCCUCCUAUCUUCCUCUUCUCUAACUCCCCUCCUCCUCGAACUCCCCUCCUCCUCUAAUUCCCCUCCUCCUCUAACUCCCCUCUCUUCCUCCUCUCCUCUCUUCUUCUCCUCUCUUCCUCCCUCUCUCCCCGUCCCCAGAGUUUCCCAGAAGAAGGUGUUUCAGACUGUACGCCUCCCAACGAGUCGGUAGAGCGAGCUGCGGCGAUGGCCACGCCCCCUAUCCCCGGCUCGGGAGGCAGCUGCCUGGUGAUGACGGCCCAGCCCUUCCUGUCCGCACAGGGGAUCGACCAAUCCCACGGCCGCGCCAAUAGGGAGGAGGUCCCGCUCGGCAAGCCUGGCGCACCAGGAGGAAAUGACCUCGUGUCGGCGCUACACCGCCUCUCCCUGCGGCGGCAGAAUUUCCUGUGCGAGCGGCAGUUCUUCCAGGCAGAACGCGACAAGAAGCUGGAGGCCCUGGCUGGGGGAGUGGAAUCGGAUGUGGAGGGGAGUGGCUACAGCUCACCAAUGAGCAGCGUCAUGUCAUCCUUCACCAACCUAUCAGAGUUCUCGGUCUCGUCCAGCUGUUUUAAGACCUUCCUGCCUGAGAAGCUGCAGAUCGUCAAGCCCAUGGAGGGCUCUCUGACUCUGCACCACUGGCAGCAGCUGGCCAUGCCCCACCUGGGCACCAUCCUGGACCCCCACCCGGGCGUGGUCACCAAGGGCUUUCGGCCCCUCCCCCAUGAUGCUCUCGCCGACACCGUCUACCGCCUCACCGACCUGGAGGAAGACGAAGAGGGAGGCGACGAAGAACAGAAAUAUGACAUGAGAG